AUGUCUGCCGAGUACCAGAACCAGGACCCCAUCAAGCUCGCCACCCAGGCUGAGCAGGACCUCAACUCCCACACUGCUAAGCACGGCCACAACGCUGACCUUUCUUCCAACCACGCCGCCGAGUCUGGUGUUGAUGAGAGCGUCCGCAACAAGUUCCCCGGUGCCGAUGUCACCUAUGGUAGCGCCGCCUCCGGUGCUGGCAACAACAGAGACAUCCCCUUGAGCGAGGGUGGUGACAUCAACCCCUCCACCGGCAAGCUCUACAAGGCUGGUGACUUCGAGGGUGCUGGCGGUCCCGAGACCAAGGCCCAGAUCCACCGCGAGAACGCUGGUGGCAACGACGAGGUCCGCUCCAACAUCCGCAACUAA
This is a messenger RNA of Aureobasidium pullulans EXF-150, 369 nucleotides long. RefSeq lists its product as uncharacterized. The coding region runs from base 1 to 369 and encodes 122 amino acids. NCBI's taxonomy places the organism in Eukaryota, Fungi, Ascomycota, Dothideomycetes, Dothideales, Saccotheciaceae. The record is from RefSeq and is a predicted model, not a curated record. The transcript has 2 exons.